This is a messenger RNA of Peronospora matthiolae, 411 nucleotides long. The record is from the annotation of a GenBank genome assembly. NCBI's taxonomy places the organism in Eukaryota, Oomycota, Peronosporomycetes, Peronosporales, Peronosporaceae.
AUGCAUGAAGACAUGAAGCGCAAGGAACAAGGUGGCGGCGUCGACGGAUCCGCGCACGGUCAAGGUCAAGCGUUCAUGACAAGAAAUCACAGCAAGCGAAAAGGAGGACGGGCUGUGCAGAAGUCCAGUGCAUGUCACUACUGUGGCGAGCAAGGACAUUGGAUUGCCAAGUGUCCAGUGAGGAUCCGCGAGAAUGCGGAACGGCAGAGGUCCCGAAGAGCAAGCGUCGCGCAGGUUGAAGAAGCCUCUGGCGACUUUCUAUUAUCAUUUGAUGGAGAUAACAUCAAGCCGAGUGAAGAGUGGCUGGUCGACUCAGGUGCGACUCAACACAUGACAUACUCAAAAGAGCACAUGAAGAACUACCAGAAGAUCUCGCUAAUAGAUGUGCAUGUGGCGGAUGAUGGCGUUUAA